Messenger RNA from Symbiodinium pilosum, 1120 nucleotides. Lineage: Eukaryota; Dinophyceae; Suessiales; Symbiodiniaceae. The record is from the annotation of a GenBank genome assembly.
GACGCUGCUGAAGCUCCUGCCCCCGCAGAGUGCACGGGUAGUGGUAUUCGAGUGGGGCCGUGGACCUGGCGGACGGACAGCACGACGUCGCGUGCAGGCGGAGGGUGAGGACAUCUCGUUCGACCAUGCCGCGCCGUUCUUUACUGCACGGACCGGCCGCUUCCGUGAUGGAGCUUUAAAAGAGUGGAUGCAAGCUGGCGUGGCUGCGCUAUGGCCUGACGCAGCAGCGGCGGGGCCAUCAGAGCCCCGAUACGUUGGCCAACCAUUCAGCAACUCGAUUGCUCGUUGGAUAGUGACGACACUGGAGGAAGAUGGCCAGAACGCCAUGAGAUUUGGGGAGCAUGUCAACAAUGCGUCAUUCUCACCCGAGGAGGGGGACACCGGAAAGUGGGUCAUCCGCUCCACCAACCGAGGUUCGCAGGCUUCGAGUUCAACAGCGGUCGAUGUGUUGGUACUUUCCGACAAGCUGCUAAUUCAGCCCAACAAAUACAGUGUGCUGUCAGAGCUGGAUUUGGCUCAUGCAGGUGGAAGAUUACAACUACCCAGCGCAAGUGAGUUGGGGUCCACAGAGGCUGUGGUUCUUCUUCUAGCAUUUCCAGAACCACUCGCAGGGUUGCAAGACCUUUCAGUUUUGGACGUGCUGGCGCAGGUGGAUAGGCAAAGUCCUUUGAGACUGCUGGUUCACGAGAGCAUGAAGCCAGGGCGCCAGCGGUCCUCUGCAGAAGCAAGGCUCAAUGACCUGUGGGUCGCCCACUCCACUGUAGAGUAUGCAAAAAUGAAUCUGGAUGGUGAGAUGCUGAAGGACGAAGCCAAGGUGAAGCAGGAGCUACUUUCGGAGUUUUAUCGAAUUAUUGGACGUCUGCUCAAGGACACGUCCACGCAAUCGGAUGCGUGCUUCCCACCAGCGGCUUUCAGCUCUGUGUUUGCAUGGGAUCAUGCGCAGCCAAGCAAACAGCUCCCGGAUUCGUUCCGCUUCGACCCAACCCGGCUGGCUGGAAUUUGUGGCGACUUCUUCGCCACGGAGGAUGCCAGCGGCGUGGAAGCUGCAGUCCUAAGCGGAGAGGCAUUGGGUGAGGCGAUGGCUGCAGCGGUGCUGCGCCACGAUGAAUUUUCAGGAUGA